Messenger RNA from Penicillium griseofulvum, 1608 nucleotides. RefSeq names its product putative 1,4-beta-D-glucan-cellobiohydrolyase (gene cbhB). Gene Ontology annotation, molecular function: cellulose binding; hydrolase activity, hydrolyzing O-glycosyl compounds. Lineage: Eukaryota; Fungi; Ascomycota; Eurotiomycetes; Eurotiales; Aspergillaceae. Gene Ontology annotation, cellular component: extracellular region. Bases 1 to 1608 code for a protein of 535 amino acids. The transcript has a single exon. Gene Ontology annotation, biological process: carbohydrate metabolic process. The record is from RefSeq and is a predicted model, not a curated record.
AUGGCCUCCGCUCUCUCCUUCAAGAUCUACAAAAAUGCCUUGCUUUUGGCCGCCUUCCUCGGUGCCGCACACGCACAGCAGGUGGGCACAAGCAAACCUGAAGUUCAUCCGUCCUUGAAUUGGCAAAAGUGCACUGCUGGAGGAAGCUGCACAAACCAAAACGGCAAGGUUGUCGUCGAUGCCAACUGGCGCUGGGUUCACAACACUUCGGGCUACACCAACUGCUACACUGGCAAUGAAUGGGAUACAUCUAUCUGCCCAGAUGAUGUUACUUGUGCCAAGAACUGUGCCCUAGAAGGUGCCGACUAUCCAGGCACUUAUGGUGUUACCGCCAGCGGCAGCUCUUUGCGUCUGAACUUCGUCACCCAGGCUUCUCAGAAGAACAUUGGCUCGCGUCUCUACCUGAUGGCGGAUGAUAACAAGUACGAAAUGUUCCAACUGCUCAAUCAGGAGUUCACCUUCGAUGUCGAUGUCUCGAAUCUCCCCUGUGGCCUGAAUGGCGCACUCUACUUUGUGUCUAUGGACGAAGAUGGUGGCAUGGCACGGUACCCUGCCAACAAAGCCGGUGCUAAGUACGGUACCGGUUACUGUGAUGCGCAAUGCCCGCGUGACCUCAAGUUCAUCAACGGUGAGGCCAACGUUGAGGGGUGGGAGCCGUCUGCCAACGAUGCCAACGCUGGUACUGGUAAUUACGGCUCUUGCUGUGCUGAGAUGGAUAUUUGGGAGGCCAACUCAAUUUCCACUGCGUUCACACCCCACCCCUGCGAUGACCCAGCUCAGACUAGGUGCACUGGAGACUCCUGUGGCGGCACAUACAGUAGUGACCGCUAUGGUGGUACUUGUGACCCUGAUGGAUGUGAUUUCAACGCUUAUCGCAUGGGUGAUCAGUCUUUCUACGGCCCGGACAAGACCGUUGAUACCACCUCCCCCUUCACUGUGGUCACUCAGUUUAUCACCGAUGACGGUACCUCCUCCGGCACUCUCUCGGAGAUCAAGCGCUUCUACGUGCAGAAUGGCAAGGUUAUCGCCAACUCUAUGUCGACCAUCAGCGCUGCCACUGGCAACUCUAUCACCGAGUCCUUCUGCUCUGCCCAGAAGACCGCAUUCAAGGACACUGACGUAUUCGCUAAACAUGGCGGCAUGGCCGGCAUGGGGGCCGGUCUUGCAGAUGGUAUGGUUCUGGUAAUGAGUCUCUGGGACGAUCACCACUCCAACAUGCUGUGGCUCGACAGCACCUUCCCGGUCGACGCCUCUUCGACUACUCCAGGUGCUGCUCGUGGCAGUUGCGACAUUUCCUCUGGCAGCCCUGAAGAUGUUGAAGCCAACCACCCGAACGCCUACGUUGUCUACUCCAACAUCAAGGUCGGUCCCCUCGGUUCGACUUUCGACUCGAAAGACCCAGGCUCCAGCACUACCAGCAAGGCUACAAGCAUAACCUCCACUGCCACUACCAAGACAACUAGCAAAACUACCACCACGACUGGAGCAAGCACCACCGGCGCUCCUCACUAUGGCCAAUGUGGUGGAGUUAACUGGAGCGGUCCAACCACCUGUGCCAGCCCAUACACCUGCCAGAAGCAGAGUGAAUACUACUCACAGUGUCUGUAG